UAGAAUCGGUUAGAUAAUUGUCAAAGUUUCUAACCGAACCAACGGCUGCGGGUUGUUUUGAUUGUGAUCGCGAACCGUAAACAAUGCAAAUUCGUACCCUACCAUGGUGGACGAGCAACAACAGAUCGAACCCCGUCGGAUAAGUUUAUGGGCCCGGGAAAACCUUAACCAGGUGCUGGCAGUGCUAAGAAUUCACAUCAUAACAGCCAGCUAUGGAGUUACGGUUGGAUGGCCUGCACCGAUCAUUCCUUUGUUGCGAUCCCCGGACACACCACUCCCGAGUGGACCGAUCACGGUAGAGGAAGCGUCCUGGAUUGGAGCUACUCUGUGUAUUGGUGGUACGAUCGGAACGAUACUUUUCGCGAUUAUUCACACGUACUUCGGCAAGAAGGUGGCUCUGCUGCUCAUAUCCAUCCCACACCUCAUCCUGUGGACUUUGAUACUCAUCGGUGACAAUGUGUGGUACAUCUAUGGGGCAAGAUUUUGCAGUGGACUUACUGGGGGUGGUGUGGUCAGUGUCGUACCGCUCUACAUUGCUGAUAUUGCAGAUAAAAAGAUCCGCGGGACACUAGGAUCGCUAACGAUCAUCUUCAUCAACAUUGGGCUGUUGUUUAUCUACACCGCAGGCAACUAUCUGCCGUACUACGUCAUACCGAAGAUCAUGCUCGUAGCACCCGCAGGAUUUCUCAUACUGGUGAGCUUCCUACCAGAAACGCCAUAUUGUUUGCUUCGCAAGGGUCGUUUGCUGGAGGCCGAACAGUCACUCAUGUUCUACCGCAACAUCUCCGACGAACGACAUCGAACGGUGGAGUUUACAGCGGAGUUUGAGGAGAUGAGAAGCUUUAUCCUAACGGAAAGCACACAAUCGCGUAUCUGCUGGGCUGACUUCACCACACCGGAAGCGAAACGAGGCCUCUUCAUAGGCGUGUUCGUGAUGGCGCUCAACCAGUUCAGUGGAAUCUUUGCCAUCCUCACGUACGCUGGCACUAUCUUCCAGAUGUCCGGUACGGGGAUCGAUCCGAACGUGGCGCUUGUUCUCGUCGCGGUCAUCAAUAUUUGUGGCAAUCUCACGUCUUUUGCCAUCAUCGAUCGUGUUGGGAGGAAGAUAUUGCUGCUACUAUCGGCCAUUGGAGUCGGUUUGGCGUUGGCCGUGCUCGGUGCUCAUUCGUAUCUGCUCACAAUUGGGUAUGAUCUACGAGGCGUCGAGUGGUUGCCAGUGUUGGCACUGGCGAUGACACUCUUCCUAGCCGCUAUCGGUAUUACCAAUGUUCCUUUCUUUAUCGUACCGGAAGUGAUGCCACCGAAGCUUCGCAGUAUCGGAAGCACCAUUAGUGCCACAUUGCUCUGCAUGUUUGCGUUCAUCUGCGUAAAGCUCUACCCCAUACUGAUGGAAACCAUCUACAUUCAUGGUACGGUGUGGAUAUCUUCGGGCGUUUGUGCGGUCGGUGUGCUGGUCAUCAUCUUCCUGAUACCCGAAACCAAAGGGAAAAACUUAAACAUACAAAGCGAAACUAAACGAUAAUCCAUCCUUUACGACAUUCGAGCAAUAAGUACAAAUAAAGUUUGCUAUUAUUUU
Molecule: messenger RNA, 1576 nt
Organism: Anopheles maculipalpis
Lineage: Eukaryota; Metazoa; Arthropoda; Insecta; Diptera; Culicidae
Product: facilitated trehalose transporter Tret1-like
Exons: 5
Coding region: 104-1522 (472 amino acids)
Biological process (GO): carbohydrate transport; transmembrane transport
Cellular component (GO): membrane
Molecular function (GO): sugar transmembrane transporter activity
Source: RefSeq, a predicted model, not a curated record